This is a messenger RNA of Ipomoea nil (Japanese morning glory), 1156 nucleotides long. RefSeq names its product ubiquitin-conjugating enzyme E2 34-like. NCBI's taxonomy places the organism in Eukaryota, Viridiplantae, Streptophyta, Magnoliopsida, Solanales, Convolvulaceae. The transcript has 10 exons. The coding region runs from base 250 to 969 and encodes 239 amino acids. The record is from RefSeq and is a predicted model, not a curated record.
GGGUUAAUAUCGUCUUUGCAGAACUGAUCUGGAUACUGGAGCCUUCCGAAUCGAAGAAAAAGCUCACAUUGGUUUCAAUCGUCUAGACACCGAUCAUUGGGGAAAAACCUUAAUCUCAAUCAACAGUCAAUGCAGUUUCAAUCCGUGCUUCAUAAUAUAGAUUUCUCGCGCGAUUGAUCCAUGGUAGUCUAGAGAGUAAGAGAAAAACCCAAGAUCAUCUUUUAGUUCACCAAACUUUGAAGCUAAGGAAUGGCGGAAAAAGCAUGUAUAAUGCGCUUGCAAAAGGAAUAUAGAGCACUCUGUAAAGAACCUGUUCCAAACGUUGUGGCCCGGCCAUCUCCAAGUGAUAUCCUUGAGUGGCAUUAUGUAUUGGAAGGGUGUGAAGGAACACCUUUUGCAGGUGGAUAUUAUUAUGGAAAGAUCAAGUUUCCUCCAGAAUAUCCAUAUAAACCUCCAGGAAUCAAAAUGACAACUCCAAAUGGCCGAUUUAUGCCAGAAAGGAAAAUAUGCCUGUCUAUGAGUGACUUCCACCCAGAGAGUUGGAAUCCAAUGUGGUCUGUUUCAAGCAUUCUCACAGGGCUGCUUUCAUUCAUGAUGGAUAAUAGUCCAACCACAGGCAGUGUAACAACAACAAUUGCUGAGAAAGAAAAACUCGCAAAGGUUUCUCUUGCUUACAAUUGUAAAAACCCAACCUUUAGGAAGCUGUUUCCAGAAUACGUGGAGAAGUAUGAACAGCAGCAGCUUGCUUCACAGCCUGUUCCCAAGCAGGUUCCACCUGUGGUAACUCAAAUGGAAAGUUCCAGCCCUUUACUAGAGGAACAUAGUAAUCCUACAAACGAAGAUUUGAAUAGAGUGGAUCUUCCACAACACAUGGUUAACCGAAGAAAACAAUCUUUCCCGACUUGGCUGUUGCUGCUAUUAUUCUCAAUUUUUGGCGUCGUAAUGGCUCUGCCUUUGCUUCAGCUUUGAUGCUCAGGAUCACAACACAACAAAGUCUGGAAGGGCUGUGUGUUUCCUUCCCUUUUCUUCUGAUUACUUGUGGGCACUUAUAUCCUAGGUCUUAUAUAACCAAGAUGGUGUUUGUAUAGGUAUAUGGUGCAAUGGGAGAUGAAAAGUGAUCUCUCCUGCAAUCAUCUGAUGUGAUUAUUCUUGCUUU